Messenger RNA from Lathyrus oleraceus (garden pea), 538 nucleotides. Its product is annotated as histone H4. Lineage: Eukaryota; Viridiplantae; Streptophyta; Magnoliopsida; Fabales; Fabaceae. The record is from RefSeq and is a predicted model, not a curated record. Gene Ontology annotation, molecular function: DNA binding; protein heterodimerization activity; structural constituent of chromatin. Gene Ontology annotation, cellular component: nucleosome. The coding region runs from base 87 to 398 and encodes 103 amino acids. The transcript has a single exon.
CUCAUUCAGUAAAACUCAAAAUUCAAAUUACAGCUCCUUAACCCUAGAUCCCCAAUUUUCUUUGUUUCUCCAAUUUUCUCGCGAAAAUGUCAGGCCGUGGAAAGGGUGGUAAGGGACUCGGAAAGGGAGGUGCCAAAAGGCACAGGAAGGUUCUUCGUGAUAAUAUCCAAGGUAUCACAAAGCCAGCUAUUCGUAGAUUGGCAAGAAGAGGUGGCGUGAAGAGGAUCAGUGGUUUGAUCUAUGAAGAAACCAGAGGAGUUCUCAAGAUCUUCUUGGAGAACGUCAUCCGUGAUGCUGUUACAUACACUGAGCAUGCUAGGAGGAAGACUGUUACAGCCAUGGAUGUUGUUUAUGCUCUUAAGAGACAAGGAAGAACUCUCUAUGGUUUUGGAGGUUGAAGACACAUUAUUAUAUGUUUUUAAUUGUGUAAUUGAAAGGAUGAAGAACUCUAUAAUGCUUAGUUUGCUGAUACUUUGCUAUGUUAUUAUGUAAUAUUUAACAAGACUGAUAAAUGAAUGAAGUGAUCUUUUCCUGUUAA